CAAAGAGUGUGGUAGGUAACAGUCGUCAGCGCAAGGGUCAUUUCGUAGCUGGGAAGGGACUGCCCUCGCCCGCGGUGAUGGUGGUUAGCAAGAUGAACAAAGACGUGCAGAUGGGAGCAGCAGUUAACCAAAAGUUGAUAGAAACUGGAGAAAAAGAAAGCCUCAAAGAGUGGGUGAGAGCUAAAUUUAUUGAAUGUGGCUGGAAGGACCAGUUGAAGACGCGCUGUAAAGAGGUAAUUAAAGAAAAAGGACUAGAACACGUUACUGUUGAUGACUUGGUGGCUGAAAUAACACCAAAAGGCAGAGCCCUGGUACCUGACAGUGUAAAGAAGGAGCUCCUACAAAGAAUAAGAACAUUCCUUGCUCAGCAUGCCAGUCUCUAAGAUUGAAUUAG
Messenger RNA from Ailuropoda melanoleuca (giant panda), 394 nucleotides. Its product is annotated as transcription and mRNA export factor ENY2-like. Bases 78 to 383 code for a protein of 101 amino acids. Gene Ontology annotation, biological process: positive regulation of DNA-templated transcription; mRNA export from nucleus. NCBI's taxonomy places the organism in Eukaryota, Metazoa, Chordata, Mammalia, Carnivora, Ursidae. Gene Ontology annotation, cellular component: SAGA complex; nuclear pore. The transcript has a single exon. Gene Ontology annotation, molecular function: transcription coactivator activity. The record is from RefSeq and is a predicted model, not a curated record.